AGUGUCAGUGGGACCCUUCAAUCCUGGGUCUGCGAUUUGGAGCUGAGAAAAGUUCCUGGCUCUGGCCACAUCCAUGGCCAGCAGAUCGGUAUGCAGGCAGCCAGAUCUGUCUGUAUCUGAGGUGGAGUUAGGAGACCUAGGGCUAGAUAUGAGAACAGGGACACAGAGGACCGUAUGUCCUCAAAGAGGGCUGGUCUCUCUACGGAGCCUUGGAGGCUGAGAAUCUGGAGACUGGGAGAUGCAUACGCUGUAGGAACCGAGGCUGUGGUGCCUCCUCUCUAUACUUGGAGAAGAGAAGCUCGGGUUGUGGUGUAGACAGCUGGUUCCCACUCUGUCCCUGCUAUAUUCUGUGUCACCAAACUUGUCCCUUGCUGCCAAGGCUGGGUGUAGCCUUCAUGUGAGACAAAUGAAGUUGACAGCCCCUCCCUGUGGUGUGUAACAGGAUCAGGUGAGGAGCCUGUAUCCUCCUCCCUCCUGCCCUGCAGCAGGUGUGAGGCCAACCCUACCCAACCCCAUACUGGCAGGCCCAGGGCUGGGCAGGGGGACAGGGUGGUCCUGCCUCUGCUUUGGGAAGACACCAUGGCUCUGGGCCACUACUGUGGCUUCCUACUGCUUCUGACUGUUCCUGGUGAGUGAACUGGCUCGGGGUCGGUGUGACACUGUAUUUAUAUCCUCCCUUGGGGUGGGAGUGGGCCUGCUUCCUCUCUGGACAUUCCCCUGCAUUUACCUUAUUCUCCACUCUGGUCUGGAGCUCUGAGAAUUCUGGGAACCAGGUAAGAUGGAUCUGGGUACCUUGAAGUUUGGGCUUAGGUGAGCAAAAGCCAAGUUCUCUGCUUUAUCUGGGCUCCUCAGCUGGGUGUCUUGGCCAUCAUUGCUGGAGACAGAGGCUUGAGUGUAUGUGUGGGGACACCUACAGGACCAGAUCCUGGUAGGAACCACCUCAAGGAGGACCUAGAGGUUGUGAGGGGCUGAGACUGAUCCAGCACUCACUGUCUCCCAGCUGUUGUUUAUGGCUAGUCCCACCCUACCCUAGGAUGGGGAUGGCAGCUGGCCAGGCCACAACCCAUCCAGCUGGGCCCCACCUACCUGGCUAGAUCCUAGCUUUAGCUGCUCAGGAUGGGAAGACCUUCCUUAGGGCCACCUUGGGACCUUGCAGAGAGGCAGUGCACAGGCCCACAGGACCAGAGUCAAUCCCAUGGACAGCUCCCCUAAUCCUUCUGUCUCCAUCCUUCAGGUAUCUCCCAUGAAACUCUACAGUCAGGUAGGUCUCCAACAGACAUUUCAGGAUUAGAGACUAGUCCUGGCAGGCAGACCCUAGGGGACAGUGCCUAUGGUGGCAGAGAGUGACCUGGCCCAGGGAGGCCAUGCCACAGGCAUCUCUGCUAUCGUGGCUGAUGGGGGCACAGGCCGGCUUCACUGGGAAGCUGCACCUCUGCCCCAUUGGUAUCUUCGAGAGUUACCUUCACUCUCCUGUGCAGCCUGCUGGUCCUCAUUGUUCAUCCUUUCUUCUGCUGAUGUUGGUCUUGAGAAGAAAAACUCAGGCAUCUUAUUAGACUUCCUCGGGACUUACCUGGUGCUCUGGGUGGGAGGGAUAUGUGAUCUUUUCCAUUUCUUUUUAUCAGUGUGGACCUAAUUUCUGGCUUUAUUCUGCUGUACAGAUUAAGAGGGAAGCCCCGUCCCCUGUGGGUGAUCUCUAGAUUUUCAUGAGAAAAUAAGUUGAGGUGAAAUUUACAUCAAAUUUUCCCACAAUACAGUGUACCAUUUGGUGACAUUUAACACAUCUCCAGUGUUUUGUGAUAUCACAUCUAUCUAGUUCCAAACAUCCUUCCAAAAAAGAAACCCCAUUCUCACUGGGAGGGCAUCCCUCCACCCCCAGCCUCCUGGGCCUUCAUAGCUCCCAUCACCUCAGCCUUCCUCAUGCCUUUAAUUUCAGGCAGUAGGUCGCUUGCCCAGCUCCACUGAGCUAUCUUUCUAAGGAGCCUGCUGUGUCCUUUGGGACAGUGUUCAGAUGCCAAGACCCAGGAACUUACUGUUUCUAGGGCAACCUGUGGGUCAUGACCCUUUGACAAGGGUCCCCUAACAUCAUUUGCAUAUCAGAUAUUUAUAUUAUGAUUCUUAAUAGCAAAGUUACAGUUAUGAAGUAGCAACAUAAAUAAUUUUAUAGUUGGGGGUUGCCACAACAUGAGGAACUGUAGGAACUCCUAACAUGAGUGUUAGGAAGGUUGAAAACCACUGUUUGAGGGCAUACACCCACAAUGCUUCUGGAGAGAGGCCAGCAGAUGGGGAGCAGAGACAUUUGUAGAUUCCCCAAGAUGCUAGGGCUCCCAAGAUGGGAGUCACGGAGGGCUCCGAGAGAAAGGGCAUUGAGCAGAAUGCCAGUCUCUGGAUUCCCUAGCCAACAAUGCCUCCUCUGGAUCAGGGUGUGGCCAGCCCCAGGUUUCACACGUAGGAAGUCGAAUCGUGGGAGGGCAUGCCGCCUCAGCUGGCACAUGGCCAUGGCAAGCUAGCCUCCGUCUGCAGAAGGUGCAUGUGUGCGGAGGGUCCCUGCUCAGUCCAGAAUGGGUGCUCACAGCAGCUCAUUGCUUUUCUGGGUCUGUGAACUCAUCUGAUUACCAGGUGCACCUGGGAGAGCUGACAAUCACACUGUCUCCCCACUUCUCCACUGUAAAGAAGAUCAUCAUGUACUCUAGCGCCCCAGGACCGCCAGGGUCCAGUGGGGACAUUGCCCUGGUGCAGCUGGCCACCCCGGUGGCCCUUUCCAGCCAGGUCCAGCCUGUGUGCCUCCCAGAGACCUCAGCUGACUUCUACCCUGGGAUGCAGUGCUGGGUGACAGGCUGGGGCUAUACACGGGAGGGAGAGCCUCUGAAGCCCCCAUACAACCUUCAGGAGGCCAGAGUCUCUGUGGUGGAUGAAGAGACCUGCAGCCAGGCUUACAACAGCCCCAAUGGCAGCCUCAUUCAGCCAGACAUGCUAUGUGCCCAGGGUCCUGGGGAUGCCUGCCAGGAUGACUCUGGAGGGCCACUAGUCUGCCAGGUGGCUGGGACCUGGCAGCAGGCCGGUGUUGUCAGCUGGGGUGAGGGCUGUGGCCGCCCUGACCGCCCUGGUGUCUAUGCUCGGGUUACUGCCUAUGUCAACUGGAUCCACCACCACAUCCCGGAAGCAGGGGGCUCAGGAACGCAAGGGCUUUCCUGGACUCCCCUCCUGGCUGGCCUCUUCUUGCCAAGCCUCUUCCUGCUGCUGGUCUCUGGAGUCCUGGUGGCCAAAUACUGUCUGGCCUCUCCCCCCAACCCAGCCUCGGAGCCCUGACAGAGGUGUCGCAACCCAAGUGUCUUUCUUAAAUAAGUUAGUGUUUAUUCAGCUUCGCCCCUCCCCUCAGCUUUGACUUAGGAAGCCAAGUUUUCUGCAUUGGAUUAUUGCAACAUUUAACCUGAAUUUGUAGAACGGAUGACAUAAAAGCAAACGGAUGUCAAAUGAA
Messenger RNA from Grammomys surdaster, 3475 nucleotides. RefSeq names its product tryptase gamma 1 (gene Tpsg1). The record is from RefSeq and is a predicted model, not a curated record. The transcript is spliced from 4 exons. Lineage: Eukaryota; Metazoa; Chordata; Mammalia; Rodentia; Muridae. Gene Ontology annotation, molecular function: serine-type endopeptidase activity. Gene Ontology annotation, biological process: proteolysis. The coding region runs from base 2680 to 3306 and encodes 208 amino acids.